This is a messenger RNA of Tribolium madens (black flour beetle), 2102 nucleotides long. It is a transcript of the gene Nup75, whose product is annotated as nuclear pore complex protein Nup85. Gene Ontology annotation, cellular component: nuclear pore outer ring. The transcript has 9 exons. Gene Ontology annotation, molecular function: structural constituent of nuclear pore. The record is from RefSeq and is a predicted model, not a curated record. Gene Ontology annotation, biological process: mRNA export from nucleus; positive regulation of DNA-templated transcription; protein import into nucleus. Bases 146 to 2062 code for a protein of 638 amino acids. NCBI's taxonomy places the organism in Eukaryota, Metazoa, Arthropoda, Insecta, Coleoptera, Tenebrionidae.
CAACCCAAAGCGGAAGUAACCCUAGUACUCGAACAGAAUAAUAGAUUUCUAGUUUAUCGACCCGGCAAACCGCUUUUCACAAAUUGCAGUUUUGAAUGAAAAAUCGCAAAAUUUUAUUGUGUUUUAUCAGAUUUAGUCUUCCAACAUGGAUAAUCCAGUCAAGACAUUUAUGAUCCCGAAUGAGCUUUGCCACAGGGCUGGGGUGGCUGCUUCCUGGCUCUCCGUCAACGAAUUCGGCGUUUUUGGACACCAGAAAGUGUCAAAGGUCGAUAAACCGAGUCACUUCGCCCCCUCGGAUGCCUCAGUGUUUCAGUUGCGUCCCGAUAUUAUUCUGUUUAAGCCGAUUUUACGUAAAUUGGUGAAUGAGGCAAACGGCGCUUUUCUCACUCUUCAAGCCCUCAUCGCCACUGAGGGGGACCAUAAAGCCGAGUUAUUAAAACUGAGCCGGCAGUACAGAUCCAUAAUUAGGGCCUGUUUAGAAAACUUGCAAGACGAAGUAAUGCGAGCUAAUGGGGACUACCGUGAGGAAUUACAAAAUUACAUCACGAUUUUUUACUCAGUUGAGUGUAUUUGGCACUUGUGUGAAAUUUUGUUUGUUGAUGCGGUCCCUGGUAAUAUUGUUUUGCCCCAUUUAUUGGACUGGAUUAGGUUUCACUUUCCCAAAUAUGACCGAAAUGCGGCGAGUAUGUUGGCGGGCGAUUUGGGGGGCUUGGAGUCACACCCCGAUUAUUGGGAAACCGUCAUAGGGUCACUACUACAAGGCCGGGUUAAGGUCGUUAGGGCACUGCUUAAAUUGCACUCAGAGGCGGAGUCUCAACCUUUCAAAAUUGUUGAUCAGUGUCUUAGAGCAAUGCCGGUUUAUAAUAUGUUUAGUGGGACGUCAAUCGCUGAAUUUAAUCUACAGUGGAACCAUUGGGUCGUGGAUGUUCAGUCGAAAAUCGACGCAAAAAUGUUUAUUUCGUGUUACAAUCUCAAUUUGAUUAUGAAGCUUACGGUUGGUGACGAAGUUGCAUGGGGGGAAGCACAGCAGUAUUGCGAAACGUGGUAUGAAAUGCUAGCCGCGUGGUUGUUUUUUACACAACCGACAGUCAAAUCCUUCGAGUUGGGACAGUUUGCCAAACAGUGUAUCACAAAAAUGUCGAUAGGGAAUAGGAUUAAGCAUUUGGAUCGAAUGCUAUUGGCAGCAAUGGAAUUUGAUAUUUUACAGGUGAUUAAAGAAAUUCAAAACAUGACAGACAGUGGUUGGUUUGUGAGCCACUUAACCGACUUACUUUACCACUCAGGGCGUCUAAACGACCCAAAUAUUGAAACCGAAAAUUUCCAUCCUGAAAAAUUACGUGAAUCGUUUUUAAUCGAUUAUGGCUCACUUUUAAUGGGCCAUAAAUCGCUAUGGCAGGUCGGUUUAAGCUACUUGGACCACUGUCCCAGUGACGGCGUAGAAGUGAUAAAAUUAUUGCUGCCACGACUGUCUCUAGAUUCCGAAAUGCGGGCUCAAAAAAUCGUUAGAGAGGCCCUAAACCGGAAUUUGACCGAGACUGCACAAAGUAUUUGCAAAGUUCAAGGAAUGACUUGCAAAAGGCGUGGGCGUCUAGGGCACGCCCUCGCCUGGGCCCUUAAAUCACAAGACAGCACUUUUGUAUCGUUUUUAUCUAAUAAGUUUCUGAGAGAGUAUGCCGAAAGUGGAGAUUUGAACAGUAUUGACCUUUUGGAUAAUCUCGGAUCGUGUAUUAUGGCAAGCGAUAGGUUGAUAUUUUUGGGGAAAUAUUACGAAUUUCAUAAGUUGUAUCAAGCGAAAGAGUACAAAGAGGCCGCUAGUUUACUUGUUUCGCUCCUUGAGUCGAACUUAAUACCGAAUUUUUUCUGGAAUAUUCUCCUAACUGACGCAAUACCACUCCUUGAAUGCGAAAAAAUAGUUUUUUCGUCAACCGACACUUACAUUAUUAUGCAAUGUCUGGAAGAAAGGGAAAAAACGAAAGAUUUAAAAGACAAAAUUCCCCUUUUGAGACUAGCAACGACCCGGAAUUUAGCACGAGCGUUAGUACAUGAAGCCCAAUUAAAGUGAUCAUUUUUCAAACACUUUUUUAUUAAAUACUUUAAGUAAA